This is a messenger RNA of Maniola jurtina (meadow brown), 1457 nucleotides long. It is a transcript of the gene Idh3a, whose product is annotated as probable isocitrate dehydrogenase [NAD] subunit alpha, mitochondrial. The coding region runs from base 137 to 1207 and encodes 356 amino acids. Gene Ontology annotation, molecular function: isocitrate dehydrogenase (NAD+) activity; NAD binding; magnesium ion binding. Lineage: Eukaryota; Metazoa; Arthropoda; Insecta; Lepidoptera; Nymphalidae. The transcript is spliced from 7 exons. Gene Ontology annotation, biological process: tricarboxylic acid cycle; isocitrate metabolic process. Gene Ontology annotation, cellular component: mitochondrion. The record is from RefSeq and is a predicted model, not a curated record.
GAAAAUUCAUCCUUGAAAUAAUUUCCGGUCAUGCGUCGUUGUCGAGUUAGGUCGCAGCACAGGCGCCCCUCGCCCUCCCCGCUCCGUUUCUUCGUCGCGGAGUGUCUUUUAUCACCGUAAAAUUAAAUUUUGUGAAAUGGCAGCAAGAAUUAUCAGAAAAAUCGUCCCAGCGGGGCGAGCCGGUGCAGCUCAGUAUAGUACGGGGGUGCGAAAGGUGACACUCAUUCCCGGCCAUGGAAUCGGUCCAGAGAUCACUGUGGCUGUCCAGAAAAUAUUCGAAGCUGCCAAAGUGCCCAUAGAAUGGGAUGAAGUUGAUGUUACAGCUGUUAGAGGCCCAGACGGCAAGUUCGGUAUUCCACAAAAAGCGAUUGACUCAGUCAAUGCAAACAAGAUUGGUCUCAAAGGUCCCCUCAUGACUCCCGUUGGAAAAGGUUACCGUUCACUCAACUUGGCUUUACGUAAAGAGUUUGACUUGUAUGCCAAUGUCAGGCCUUGCAAGAGUUUAGAAGGCAUCAAGACACUAUACGACAACGUGGACGUAGUAACAAUUCGUGAGAACACAGAGGGAGAAUACUCUGGCAUCGAGCAUGAGAUCGUGGAUGGCGUGGUGCAGAGUAUAAAGCUGAUCACGGAAGAGGCCAGCAAGCGCGUCGCGGAAUUCGCAUUCCAGUUCGCGCAGGAUAACAAGAGGAAGAAGGUCACUGCUGUACACAAGGCCAAUAUUAUGCGUAUGUCAGACGGUCUGUUCCUGCGGUGCUGUCGAGACCUGGCCACCAAGUACCCCGGCGUGACCUUCGAGGAGCGCUACCUGGAUACCGUCUGCCUCAACAUGGUACAAGACCCUAGCAAAUUCGAUGUGCUGGUGAUGCCCAACUUAUACGGUGACAUUAUGUCGGACAUGUGCUCCGGUCUGAUCGGAGGGCUGGGCCUCACGCCCUCAGGGAACAUCGGCAAGAACGGCGCCCUCUUCGAGUCUGUCCACGGCACAGCACCAGCUAUCGCCGGCCAGGACAAGGCCAACCCCACGGCCCUGCUCCUCUCCGGAGUCAUGAUGCUACGGUACUUGCGUCUCCUUGAGCAUGCGGACAGGAUCGAGAGCGCUUGCUUCGCUGUCCUCAAGGAGGGACGAGUGUUGACUGAGGACUUGGGAGGGAAGAGUUCUUGUACGGAGUACACCAAUGAAAUAAUUAAACAUAUGAAUAAUUAGAGUUCGAAUAUCGUCGCUGCUUGGUUCUUGAUUUUGCUCAUUGGAUAUCGGAAGAAUUUUUUUUAUAAGAGCCAUUCUUUUCGAAGUCCUCUAGCUUCUAUCAUAGACUAUGGUCAUUUUUCACAAAAGUUAUGAGUGGUGAAAAUUCUGUCAUAAAAUUUCGGAAAAACGUGUGUGGCGAAAAAUGGCUGAGCAUUUUCAAAGGUUAGUAUUGAUAAAUAGACAACGCAAACUUCAGUGAUGGGGUUUU